Lactuca virosa is the source of this 1612-nucleotide messenger RNA. The record is from the annotation of a GenBank genome assembly. Lineage: Eukaryota; Viridiplantae; Streptophyta; Magnoliopsida; Asterales; Asteraceae.
GUUCACAGCGCGAUAAUAAUAUAACCCGGAGUUUCGACGGAGUUCUGACGUUGCCGACUGCUACUGACACUACAGAGAUCUCCGGAGGUGUAAUUAGGCAAAAAUGUUCAACAACAGUGUAUCGAUUCCGGUGACGGACGACCUGCCGGAUGAAUUCGGCGGCAAGAUGCGGUCCAGACCACGAAGAAAGCGCAGAAAAUCGGAGUUCCGAGGAAAAAGCGAGUUAGCUAACCGAACUUGCAAGCAGCUAACGAGAUGGUGGCCGGUUUUGCUAUUUGUUGCAGCAGUGUUACUUCUUGUUUUUGAGGCUUCGAAACUUGGCUGGAGAUCGAGUACGAUCAAAUCGGACCUUGAUACUCGUGAAAAGAAACCUAAUGUAGUAGUAUCCCCGGUUAAGAAAUCGGAGGGGAACUUGAAUCGUCUAGACGCUCCACGUUGCUUGAAGCUCCUACCUCCUGAAGAACUUGAGCAUCUGGAUUUCCCUCAUGAUAAAGAUUCAUUUGUUCCUAUCAAGAAAGUAGUAUAUAUCUCAGAGAAUGACAUUGAAACACCUUUUGAUAAAAAUUCUCAACAGGAGAUGGGGAUCAUCACAAGGUUUAACCAAUUUACUGGUUACCAAACCCUAAAUCAGAGAGAUCAAAGUUUCAAGGUGAAUGAAACUGCAUGUGUACACUGUGGUUUCUACAGUGAGGUUGGAGGUUUUACAAUCUCAAAAGAAGACAAAAGUUUCAUGUAUUCAUGCAAAAGUGUAGUUUCCACUUGCACAUUUGGUGGUGGAGAUGAUCUUUAUCAACCAAUUGGAAUGUCAGAUGCCUCACUUCAAAAGGUCUGCUAUGUAGCAUUUUGGGACGAAACUACCCUUGCAACACAGGAAGCACAAGGACAUGUAUUUAAUAAAGAUGGUUUUAUUGGGAAAUGGCGGAUUGUGAUUGUUAGAAAUCUCCCCUUCAGAGAUCAGAGAUUAAAUGGAAAAAUCCCAAAGAUGUUGGCACAUCGUCUGUUUCCUAACGCAAGAUAUUCAAUAUGGGUAGAUUCAAAAUCCCAAUUUAGGAGAGAUCCAUUAGGGGUAUUUGAGUCACUUUUAUGGCGUUCAAAAUCUGUGUUUGCAAUUUCUGAACAUGGGGCCCGCAGUAGCGUGUAUGAUGAGGCAAAAGCUGUUGUCAAAAAAAACAAAGCCACCCCUGAAGAAGUGGAAAUACAAAUUACCCAAUAUAUCCUUGAUGGCCUCCCUCAAGAUAAAAGAUUUAAUGGCAAGAAAGCUUUAAAUGAGGCGUCUGUGAUUGUAAGAGAGCAUACUUCAGUGACUAAUUUAUUUAUGUGUCUUUGGUUCAAUGAGGUGGUUCGAUUUACUUCGCGUGAUCAGCUUAGUUUCCCAUAUGUUCUUUGGAGAGUAAAAGUGUUGAAAAAUAUAAAUAUGUUUCCGGUUUGUAUACGUAAAGAUCUUGUGAAUAGCAUGGGGCAUUUACGUAAGGCCAAGCCUUUAGGUGGUUGAUGCAAGUUAUUGUUUUUUGUUGAACACACGUGUGAAAUAGCUGUUUUUGCUUUUAGUAUUUAUUAUUAUUAUUAUUAUUAUUAUUUGUAAACUAUGAAUAGUUGGUAUAUCUUUUGCUAU